This is a messenger RNA of Closterium sp. NIES-65, 1809 nucleotides long. Lineage: Eukaryota; Viridiplantae; Streptophyta; Zygnematophyceae; Desmidiales; Closteriaceae. The record is from the annotation of a GenBank genome assembly.
AUGACGUAUCUUUCUUUCCCGCACUCCCCCCCUUUCUCCUUUCCUCCCCCUCUCCCACCCCCCGGCCCCCCGCCCGUCCCCCUGCCCCCCUCCCUGCUUCCCCCGCCCGUUCUCUUCCCCGCGUCUGUUUCCCCGCCGCAGUGCCCUACCCGGUCGCGGCGCUUUGCGGAACGGGCAGCGGCGGCGGCGGGGGCGGCGGGGAUUGCAGUGGCGGGGACGGGGGCCGAGGGGCGGCGCAUUGCUUCCAAGGCAAGUGGGAGGGCGGCAGAGGAGGCGCUUAAUAAUGAGCUGGAGACGUACAUGAAGGACAAGGCUAGGGAUGGGGGCAGCAGUGAGGAGAGGGAGGAGGAGGGCAGGAGGCGCGGCGGGAGGGAGAAGGAUGCAGAGGGAAGAGACGAGGUAAGAGGAGGGCGGAAAGGGGGAAAGGAUUCCAGUGAUAGCGACAGUGGUGGUGUGCGGAGGAGGGGGAGGGGUGAGAAGAGGGGAGGCGACAGGAGUAGCAGGAGGAAGCGUUCUCGAUCGCGAUCGAGCAGUAGCCGGUCCAGGUCGGCGAAGCAGGAUGCGACAGAGGAGAUAGCCAAGGUGAAAUCCAUCGACGAGGCGAUUAAAGCCAAGGCGGUGGAGGUGGAGGAGAAGCGCAAGGAGGUGGACGCGCGCGUGAACACGAUCGGCAACCUGGUGCACGACUCCGUGCCCGUGGACAACGACGAAGACCACAACGCCGUCAUUCGCACGUGGGGCGAGCCCCGCACGGACGAGGGGGUGAAACGCAACCACGUGGAUCUGGUGCACAUGCUGGACAUCGCCGACUUGGAGAGAGGCGCGAGCACGGCGGGGGGGCGAGGGUACUACCUCAAGGGGAUGGGCGUGAUGCUGAACCAGGCCCUCAUCAGCUUCGGCCUCUCGUUCCUUGUGCAGCGCCAGUACACGCCGUUGCACACGCCCUUCUUCAUGCGCAAGGACGUCAUGGCGGAGUGCGCGCAGCUCGCGCAAUUCGACGAGGAGCUCUACAAGGUGUCGGGAGAGGGCGACGACAAGUACCUGAUCGCCACGUCGGAGCAGCCGCUGUGCACGUACCACCGAGGGGAAUGGCUCGACCCCAAGGCUCUCCCUCUCAGAUACGCGGGGUACUCGACGUGUUUCCGCAAGGAGGCGGGGUCGCACGGGCGGGACACGCUGGGCAUAUUCCGCAUCCACCAGUUUGAGAAGGUGGAGCAGUUCGCCAUUACCAGCCCCAACGCCACCGACUCGUGGGAGAUGCACGAGCAGAUGCUCAAGAACUCGGAGGAGUUUUACCAACAGCUGGGUCUGCCAUAUCGGGUGGUGGCCAUAGUAUCAGGGGCGCUCAACGACAGUGCAGCCAAGAAAUAUGACCUGGAGGCGUGGUUCCCGGCCUCCAAGACCUUCCGUGAGCUCGUGUCCUGCUCCAACUGCACUGACUACCAGGCCAGGCGGCUUGAGAUCAGAUAUGGCCAGAAGAAGAUGAAUGAGACAACAAAGCAUUACUGCCAUCUGCUCAACAGCACUCUCACUGCUACAGAGCGCACCAUUUGCUGCAUCCUCGAGACCUAUCAGACUGAGACAGGUGUUACUGUGCCAGAGGUGCUUCGGCCCUUUAUGAUGGGUGUUGACUUCAUCCCCUUCGUAAACGCCCCCCCUAGCGCACCGGCGGAUAAAAAAGCUGCCAAAGCAGGCGGGAAAAAGGAGAAGGGAGGUGGAGGAAAGAAAGCAGAAGCCCCUGCUGCAGCAGCUGCAGUGAAGGAGACUGCGGAUAAGCUAGCAGAGGCUGCCAUUGAUGGACAUAAGUAA